AUGAAACGUGAUGUACAUUUGCCAAAUUUUGAAGACCAAAAUAAAUUAGCUUUUUUGAUAUUCAAUAUUUUUACACCAGAUGAAUGUCAACAAUGGAUUGAAUUGAGUGAACAACGUGGUUAUAGUCCAGCAACCGUAAAUGUUGGUGGUGAAAUGUUACAAUUAAUGACUGAUUUUCGAAAUAGUGAUCGUUGUAUGAUUGAUGAUGUGGCGAUGGCUCGAACUCUUUUUCAACGAAUCGAAUCAUUUUUACCACAAACAUGGAAAAAUUACCAAUUAGUAGGUCUCAAUGAACGUCUACGAUUUCUUCGCUACGAUCGUGGACAAUAUUUUGAGCCACAUAUGGAUGGUGAAUUUCAUCGCAAUGAUGGAUCGAAUGAACAAAGUUUUAUUACCAUUCAACUCUACUUGAACGAAGGCUACAAAGGUGGCGAAACUACUUUUGUUCAUUAUUCGGAUUCUACUAAAAAUGUUCCAUGUGUUCCACGGACGGGAAUGGUACUUGUAUUUGAACAUCGUCUCCUUCAUGAAGGAUCAAGAUUGAUCGAAGGCCGGAAAUAU
This is a messenger RNA of Rotaria sordida, 561 nucleotides long. Lineage: Eukaryota; Metazoa; Rotifera; Eurotatoria; Philodinida; Philodinidae. The record is from the annotation of a GenBank genome assembly.